AAUGCAUUUGUGUAACAAAAUCUUAAUCAGCUGCUACUCUUCAUUAAAUAUGAAAUAGAUCAACAACAAACCAGCACAUUUGCCUGCAACCAAUGAAGUUAUUGACCGCAUUUAGUUUUGGUUGAUGUAGGAAAAUGGCAUCAGCAAAACUUGCUACAAUUUUUGUCUCUUUUUUGAUUUUUGUGAAAUAUGAGUCUUCAUCUCUUGAUAGUGUCUCAAUUCACACUCACAGGACAAUUCUCCAAUUUCCAAUCUGUUGGCUGGGUAUACCGAUCACUGGGCAAAUCAGUGACUAAAGGAUGCUCUGGUUCUGUGUCAAACUGCACCAAUGUUCAGAUGGAGUCUUCUGGCGGACAGUUCACCUUCAGAUGGACAUAUCCCAGUGACCACUCGACUGACGGAAGCAAAUACGCUGUGACAUACCAGCAUGUCCAAGUGACCCAACUUCUGCCAAACGGAAGUGACAAAGACUAUGCUAUCGUGUGGAAUGAUCGAAAUAUGGGACCAGAAGUCAGAGAAGUGACUUUCGAUGGGACUAUCAUGAACAGCUGGAACAACUACAAAAUACGCAUUACCAGAUUGACAAAUUACCUGCUCGUACUUCACUGGGAAAAUGGAGACUAGUUAAAAACCUGAAUCGAUUCGUUCCAAGAUGUGAAAGUGAAAAUCCGAACUUUUUGCAUGUUUUCGUCG
Symsagittifera roscoffensis is the source of this 693-nucleotide messenger RNA. RefSeq lists its product as uncharacterized. The record is from RefSeq and is a predicted model, not a curated record. Bases 190 to 624 code for a protein of 144 amino acids. NCBI's taxonomy places the organism in Eukaryota, Metazoa, Xenacoelomorpha, Acoela, Convolutidae. The transcript is spliced from 4 exons.